ACCCACCAAGGCCCAAAAUACGAAGAAGAAGGCCCGAAGGAGGCCUCCUCGCUGCGCCGAAUGCCCAAACGCACACAGGCGCCGCCUGUUCGCUGUCCUGUCCUCCGCCGGCCGCCGCCCUUCACCGGAGCGCUGUGCCCCCCACGCCGUCCUGCCCGGUCUGCCCCCGCCGCUUCGCACAACCGUGCCCUGCCGCCGUUCCCCGGCCCCUCGGCAGCCCGCCUUCGCGCCGGUCAUUUUUGGCCCCGUCCGCCGGGCUCCUGCCGCUGUGCGGCCUGCGCCUGGUACAAGGACUGCCGCCCUGCUCCCGCCGACCAGGCGCUGACGCCCGACGCCGAGGAACGCCGGGUAGGGAUCGCUGCUCGCUCCCGUUUCCGCUGGGUAAUUUCUAAUUACCUCUCGAGCAGUGUAUUUUUGUUAUCGAUUUGUCAAGUUAAGUUGAUGGAUUUUGCUACGAAUUCACCCGCUAUUAUUUCUAGUAUUUGUCAUGUUUUAUGUACGUACUUUGUUGGAUAGUUGAGCAUUGAGUUCAAAUUCUACAUCCAUCCACGACCUAGACAUGGCAGCUACGCGUCCGGAGGGUUCGGCGGAGGAGCAUCGGAUGCGGGCGGCGCUGCGCCACCUGCAGGCGGAGGCCGGAGUGCUCGAGCGCCUGGUCUACAAGCACAGGAACCAGCACCGCGGUGCCGCCUACUUCCAGUACCUCCUCAAGGUGCGGAGGGACGAGAAGCUGCUGCUCGGCGCCAAUCUCAUGGAGGUCAUCAGCGCGGUGUUCCCGGUCAUCACCUGUCGUAAGCCAGCCAACACUAUUCUUGUUCCGAACAGGCAGGGUAAGAGGAAGCCUGGUGCAAACCAUUGCCAAUAUAAGAGGCUUUUGGGGGUUGCCCGUUUGCUGUCCCAGUUGGCUGAACCUGUUAUGAAGGGAGCAGUCCAGAUCAGCUUUUUACUUGCUAGAUCUUUUUUCGUAGAACUUUGCACUGCAGUGCUUGCUUUGCUUGCACGAGUGAGGGUCCUGACUCAACAGAUGUUACUUGAUGUUGUAUCAGUAUACAACAAGGUUACUGAUCUUACGGAUAAAAAGCAGUCUGUUAAGAUCAGUAUUGGUAAAGUGCAGGCAUGUUUUGCUUCCACACUAUUACUCUGUAAUCCUUGAUCAUGGAAAAAAAAAGGUAAAGCAUAAGAUCAUGCUUUCACACAAAAGUGCAGUGGCUGGACCUUGCAGUUACCUCUCCACAUAACUCCUUGGUUUCGCCUCUUCAUUUCACAGGCUUUCAGAGAGUACUACCCCUCGAGUAACAAUCCCAGUACUAUACUGGAGUGUGUAUGGGUAAAAGAUAAAUUUGUUUUGCAUGAAAAGACAAAAGCUAGCAGUCAGAAAACCCAAGAGAUGGAAAGCCUUGAUGGAGCGAACACCCCAGCCAAGCAACAACAUGAUGCUUCUCUGGCUGACCAACCAGAUAAAGCCACCCAUUGCGGCGAUGCUGGAGAUUCUCACAGCGGGAGGCAACUACCAGAUGAUCAAAACACUCCGGGUUCUCUUCUUGGCACGCCCACUGCUGCGCCGACUCCACGCAGAGAUGUCAAGCCUGAUACGAGGAAGAGAGUGGCAUUCAUCGCGGUGGGGAAAACAAAAGUCACCGUGACACCGCCUGAAACAUCAUCAUCCGUAGUUGCCAAGAAGCAAAGAGUGGACACGAUUCCACAGACCGCUGCAGAUCCCGCUUUGUAACUCUGAAAGAAUGACCGGGUCGGCCUGAUCAAUGUGUUCUCGAUGCUUUGUUGCAUUCUUACCGCAUCUCGUUUUAGUACCAAGAGAUUGUUCUUUUUUCACCAA
Molecule: messenger RNA, 1834 nt
Organism: Triticum aestivum (bread wheat)
Lineage: Eukaryota; Viridiplantae; Streptophyta; Magnoliopsida; Poales; Poaceae
Exons: 7
Coding region: 560-1153 (197 amino acids)
Source: RefSeq, a predicted model, not a curated record